Messenger RNA from Fukomys damarensis (Damara mole-rat), 1062 nucleotides. RefSeq names its product coiled-coil serine rich protein 1 (gene Ccser1). The record is from RefSeq and is a predicted model, not a curated record. The coding region runs from base 1 to 1002 and encodes 333 amino acids. The transcript has 7 exons. Lineage: Eukaryota; Metazoa; Chordata; Mammalia; Rodentia; Bathyergidae.
AUGAUGCUCUACUGUCAAAACCAGAAACUUUCUUUGAAAUUAACAAGAGAUAUUGACCAGGACUCGAGAUGGGCCCACAUCAGCCGAGUGCCCAGCAGUCCAUCUGCAGACUGGCCGCUGCAGAGUGUGGAGGAUUAUGGAGGUAUAGAUCCACUGCCGUUCAGACUGAUGUUACAGGACUGCACAGCAGUGAAGACGUUGUUAUUAAAGAUGAAGAGAGUUCUCCAAGAGAGUUCAGACAUCAGCCCAGCAAGCAGCACCACCUCGCUUCCUGUUAGCCCUCUUGCUGAAGAACCAGUGCCUUUCAAGGAUAUAAUGAAAGAUGAAUGUUCUCUGCUGAAGCUACAACUCAAAGAGAGGGACGAACUCAUUUCCCAACUGCAGGAAGAGCUGGAAAAAGCCCAGCAUCUCCAGAAGGCUUUUGCUUCAAGAGCUGAUAAAUCCACACAGACAGAACUUCUAGGCUGUGAUGGUUUAAACUUGAAAAGACUGGAAGCAGGACAAGGAGGGAGAGAGGCUAUGUAUCGAAAUCGAAUUGUGAGCCAAAACCUCAGCACAAGGGACAAAAGAGCAAUACAUACUCCCACCGAGGACCAUUUUAGAUACUCAGCAACUGACCAGACAAGCCCCUACCAAAACAACACCUGCCAACUUUCAAGUCUAUGUUUAAGUCCUUUUUUAAAGGACAAGGAACUAGCAGAAGCUAUCAAACACUCAAGAGGAACGUAUGAACCUCUCCCUUCAGAGGUUACACAGAAUUUACGGACCACUGUUGGGCCGAGCUCUCUGAAGCCAGUGACCAAGACGGAAGGGCUCCCCACAUGCUUAGAGAAACCAAAGGAGCAGGCUGCUGUGUCCCGACAGCAUUCGACCUUUACAGGCAGAUUUGGGCAGCCACCCAGAGGGCCAAUAUCUUUACACAUGUACAGCAGGAAGAAUGUUUUCCUCCACCACAAUCUGCAUACCACUGAAUUACAGACUCUGGGCCAGCACGAUGGGUAAUGAAAUUACCCUUUUCUUGUCUCUGGGUAGGAUAAAGAUGGUUUGUGUUUCUCGUGCAUA